CGAUACAGUCUGCCGCAUAUAUAUCACGACGUCCUCCAUGUACAAUACAGUCGACGUAGUCACUGCAUUUCAUAACACAUCAGGUACCGGGCCUUGCUGAAGACAAGAACAUACACAAUAUGAAUGAUAUAAGUUUCCUAUGCGUCUUUCUACUAACUCUCACGUUUAACAGAUUAUCUAGUGGACAACCUUUGUCAUCUGACCGUCGUCAGACAGUAGAAUCAGCUCUCAUGGAACAGAGGAUACUAAACCAAAUCAGGCCACUUCUGACGGAACUGUGUAACGAUGACCGAAGGUAUUCACGCCACCUGUCUGAGCUGACGGAUGAAAUCAAGGCCCUAACUAAACGUGUUGAGAGACUAGAAGACCGUGCGAUUUUGAACGUAACAGUGUGUUCAGAUUACCUCGUAUCGGGAUUGUAUGGUGUGAAAGAUUCGGCGUUGUCCGCAUCUACUACAUGGACGAGGGAGGGCCAUCCCGACCAUGGUGAAGAAAACAGCAGGCUAUAUAAUGAAAGAAAUGAUACCAAACGCACUACGGGUGCUUGGUCAUCUGAAUAUGCUGAUAAUCAACAAUAUAUACAGGUUAAAUUCCCAAGAGAAACGGAAGUAGAAACAAUCUUGUUGCAAGGUCGAAAGUGCAUAUGUAACCAGUGGGUUGAAACCUAUCACCUAUCUUAUAGCAUGGAUGAUACUACUUGGACUACAGUGAUGUCGGACAACCAAGAACCUAGGUUAUUUACCGGAAACAAUGACCAGACCACCAUAGUUAAGGCUAGCGUUGUCCCAAGUAUCACUGCAGUGUACCUCCGGAUUAUUCCAAGGAGUUGGAACAAUCAUAUAUCUCUCCGUUUUGACGUCAGUGGCUGUUACACCGUUAGGGAAACACGUAAACACAUACACAAAGCUUUAGGAUUCAAACCAGUCCUGAACGACGACACACUGUACAAGGUGAACGAACGUGAUCAUAACCAGUUGGACGCUGCCAGGCUCUGUACCCAACAAUAUUCACAGCUCAUCAAGAUAGAUUCCUUGUCAUUGAUGGCGAGUCUUAAGGCAGUCGUGGAGGGAAACGAUAUACUAAGGAACGCCCACAAUCAGAUGUACGUGUCCGGAAGGUAUGUUUUAAAUGAGUGGCAGUAUAGUGAUGGCUUUGGAGUGAUUGACAGCGCCCUCUGGUCUCCAGGCAACCCUGACCCGAUUCAAGGUCACUGUGUGAUGUUGACAACAACAGGCCUGGCUAGUGUGAAUUGUUCUCAAGCACUCUUCUCCGUGUGUGGACACAUUUAAUGUAACUUAUUUCUGUCUGUAGGCUAGUGAAACUUAAUAACUGACUUCUUGUUGUAUUUUGUUUUUGCUUUGACCAGUUCUCCGAACAUUCCUAUAUUCAAAAAGAGUGCAUCAGAAGGGGAGCUUGAUUUACCUACAAACAAAAUUCGAACAAAAUCGUACAAUGAUUCGACAUCAACUUUCUGUGGCCUUUUUCCCAUUUUUAAAUAAAAAGCCGUGAUAGGGUUUGAAGUGACAUAAUACAGUCUGCAUACCAAAAACUUGCAAAAUCAUAUAAACGCAAGCUGUGGUUGUCAUUGUGUUUGAAAGGACAAUGGAAAUCUGUCAUCCCAAACUACCCCUUAUGCCUAACUUUUGACCAAUCAAAAGCAUGAAUUAAAAGGACAAAUAAUUUGGAGUUUUGAUAAUAAUAUAAUUGUUGAAGAGUACGUCAUUAUUACCCUGUUAUAAAUCGGCUUAAUUAUGUCAACGACUCUUUCUAUUUUGUCCUUAAAUACAGAACCCUACGAUAAUCAGACCAACUAACAUUUAUUUCGAAUUGAGCGGCUGUGUGCAUGCUACAGAUACUCAGAUAUAUAGACCAGAAUAAGAAGAAAGGUGUGGACGAACAAGUGUACCUUGCUACCUGACUGUUUUAACCUGUCGGUUAUUUGAGCAAAUUAAGAUAGAUCUUCAGAACAAUAGAAAUGUUUUUAAAUAAAUAGAUGUACAUCCAUUGAUAUAAAACAAAUCAUCACCUUUAAAGAUCCAGGGAGAAUCCUGGUUAGGCUAUAAUGACGGAUGUAUUACUACUCCCUGUCAUACACCUAGUAAACUUAUUUUGGCAAGAUUAUUGUUCAAUGUAGGUUGAGAAGGCCCAAAUUGGCAUCCAUGCCUUAAUCCUCUAUUUGUCUACGCCCGUAUGCUUUCUUCUUAUUGCUUCGUUAUAUAUAAGUUGCGUAAAAUCUUGACUUCGAAAAGCAAACCACAUAACAACAACAUGAUUGUAUAUAUCAGUUAGUAAAUUUCAGAAACGAAGUAAAUCAUAUGAAAAAGCAUAUUUAUUGAUUAAAUGUGUUUUAUCAUACUUUUUAAUUUGUCACUUAUUCGGAAAACCAAUUGCAUGAUGAUAAUAAUAAAUAGCCACAGAGUAAUUUAGAAAGUAUAAAACAUAGUACACCAGUAACAAAAUAUACCGGAAACUUUGCUCUGAAUUUUUAUAUAUGUACAUUUUAACUUGAAUUUUGAUCCGAAGAUCUGCUAUAAAUAUUUCCUUUUAAGGUAUUUUUAUGAUUUGAAUAAAAUGCUAAGUAUUCCUGGUUUGUGUUAUGAGUUCCCAUAUUUUUUAC
Mizuhopecten yessoensis (Yesso scallop) is the source of this 2617-nucleotide messenger RNA. RefSeq names its product neuropilin-1-like. The coding region runs from base 120 to 1289 and encodes 389 amino acids. The transcript is spliced from 7 exons. The record is from RefSeq and is a predicted model, not a curated record. NCBI's taxonomy places the organism in Eukaryota, Metazoa, Mollusca, Bivalvia, Pectinida, Pectinidae.